Molecule: messenger RNA, 2025 nt
Organism: Ambispora gerdemannii
Lineage: Eukaryota; Fungi; Glomeromycota; Glomeromycetes; Archaeosporales; Ambisporaceae
Source: the annotation of a GenBank genome assembly
AUGGCAGAUGCAGAUGACGAUGCUAUUGAACCAUCUAAAUUUAUUCGUUAUGGGCAUACGGCGAAUUAUAAUAAACUUGACAAGAAAAUCUAUUUUUGGGGAGGAAUAGAUCGCCACAAUAGUACUUCGGCUGAUUUUUUCACACUUGAAAUAUCAAACUCGUUGAAUAUAACAGCUCCAAAAUUUGAACAGAAAACACUUGAUCCCACUCUUCCCAAUGCAGCUUUUGCAACUUCUGUGAUAAAUAAUUCAACAAUUUACGUAUAUGGAAGGUUUGAUGGCACAAUGUUGUUUCAAGGUUUCUUUAUUGAUAUAUCGAGCAAAACAUCUUGGAAUAAACUUGAUGGUCUACCAAAACUUGGUAUUCCACAAGCAAGCAUUAUAAAUGCUAUAUUAGAUUCAUCUGGGAGCAUUUAUGUUUUCGGUAGAUUUAUUAACUUAUCUACUCAGCAACAAAUAUCCCGACGACAAAUGCCAUUUUCAGAUCUAUUUCCUCAGCUACCUCCUUUGACAUUACCAAUACAAAAUCCAUUCACUCAGCCAGAUUCAUCAUCUCAGCAAACUUCUCAAUCGCAACCAAACCUUCAACCUCAAUCACGACCAUCCAUUCAAUCACAACCAUCCAUUGAAUCACAACCAUCCCUUCAGCCAUCAUCCACUCAAUCACAAUCAUCCAUUCAAUCACAACCAUCCCUUCAGCAAUCAUCCACUCAAUCACAAACAUCCAUUCAAUCACAAACAUCUACUCACCCUGAGCAACAAUCAAUCAGUGCAAUGCUCAUUUAUAAUAUAAAUAUGAAAAAUUGGAUAACCAUUGACACAAAUAAUCAUGACCAAUCAAAAUUACCAGCUUCUGGUUUUACUGCGACAUAUUUAAAAAGGUCCAAUUCCAUAAUCUACAUAGGCGGUAACUCUUCAGAUGAAAACUUUAUAUCAAUGAAUCAGAUUUGGACAUACAGUAUUUCAGAUAGAACAUUAACAUCAAAAAAUACUGACGAAAAUAACAUAGUUGGCCGAUAUGGACAUUCAGCAUGCUUAGUGCAAAAUAAGAUCAUCGUUUACGGCGGACUUUCAACACUACCUUUGGAUUCUAGUAAUGCUUUGGUAAUUCUGGAGAUAAAUGACGGCAAUUACAAUUGGAAAACACCAAAUAUUACACCGAAUACGGAACCCAUUCCGUAUUAUCAUACUGCAACCAUUAUCGACGAUACUUAUAUGAUCGUUGCAUUCGGGAAAGAAGCUAAUGGAAUGUUAAUUGGAGAUACAAAUCAAAUAAACAAUAGUGGAGAUGUCAUAUCGAAUAUAGAUCAAAUAGAAGUAAAGAAUUACGUGAAUGGAGAUGUCACAUCGAAUACGAAGGUUAUUUCAAUCCUUAAAGUAGAUGUUCAGAAUAGUAAUUAUAUGUGGGUAACUGAUUUUAAUCAAACAAAUCAAACUCCAAAAAAAGGAAAAAAUAUUGGUGGUAUAGUAGGUGGUGUCAUAGGUGGAAUUUUAGUUGUUGCUCUUUUAGCUGGCUUUGUAUUUUUCUUUUAUCGUAAAAUUAACAAAAGAAAACACAGAAAUUCCGAAAGUUUCCGCGGAUUAACAACUUCGACGAGGCAAAAUUCAACGCAACAAUUAUCAAUUCCAACAGCUUUAAAUUCCCGAUCACUUCCAUCAAUCCCACUAAAUUCUAACACUUCAACUCAGCUAUCGCAAGCUGAGCAAUCUGCUCCAGUUACACUGACUUCUCCGAGGCAAAAUUCAACACAAAAAUCAUCAAUUCCACCAGCUUCAAAUGCCCGACUACUUCCAUCAGUCCCGUGGGUGAGUUCACAAAAUUCUAACACUUCAACUCAGCUACCGCAAGCUGAGCUAUCUGUUCCAGUUAUGUUGACUCCUCCGUUAACAAGCCUAAAUAUGUCCGAGUUGUCUUCAGUUGAAUCUCGUCGGCCUCUUGAUUCGAGUAGUUCGGGUCCAUCUCUUUUAAAUAUACCAUUAGUUAGCUCUAAUCCAUUAUCGCCAUUUUAUAGACAUGAUGAAUAA